This is a messenger RNA of Phoenix dactylifera (date palm), 6556 nucleotides long. Its product is annotated as mediator of RNA polymerase II transcription subunit 14-like. The record is from RefSeq and is a predicted model, not a curated record. NCBI's taxonomy places the organism in Eukaryota, Viridiplantae, Streptophyta, Magnoliopsida, Arecales, Arecaceae. Gene Ontology annotation, molecular function: transcription coregulator activity. Gene Ontology annotation, biological process: regulation of transcription by RNA polymerase II. Gene Ontology annotation, cellular component: mediator complex; core mediator complex.
GCCUCUCCCCUUUCCCCCUCUUCCCUUCUCGACCACUCUGCGCCUGCGGCCUCCUCCCCCCCCCCUGCGAAGAAGAAAAAUUCUUGAAUUAGAAAGAAAGAAGUAAAUAAAGACCCCUCGAGCGAGGCCAAGAGAGCGCCCAACCCCACUUCCCUUCUCUCCCCCGAGCCCGAAUUGGAACCGGGAAACGAAACCCUAGCGGCGCCGUCGCCUCCGCGUCGUCACCUGAGCUCCACCGUUCCGUGCCCUGACCGCGGAGGCCGAGGAGGAGGAGGGGGAGUGGGGGAAUGGCGGCGGAGCUGGGGCAGCAGACGGUGGAGUUCUCCGCCCUGGUCCGGCGGGCGGCGGAGGAAUCCUACCUCUCCCUCAAGGAGCUGGUGGACCGGUCCAAGGCCCCGGAGGAGCGCUCCGACUCGGAGAAGAAGAUCGAUCUUCUCAAGUUCAUUGUCAAGACGCGGCAGCGGAUGCUUCGCCUCCAUGUGCUCGCCAAGUGGUGCCAGCAGGUUCCUUUGGUUCAUUACUGUCAACAACUUGCAGCAACACUUUCCAGCCACGAUACUUGUUUCAUCCAAACAGCUGACUCCUUAUUCUAUAUGCAAGAAGGAUUGCAGCAUGCUCGUGCUCCUAUAUUUGAUGUUCCAUCUGCUGCUGAAGUCCUCCUCACAGGGGGAUAUCAAAGGUUGCCCAAAUGUAUAGAAGAUUUGGGAAUUCAGAUUACACUUUCCAAGGAUGAGCAAAAACCUGCUUUAAAGAAGUUGGACACAGUUCUUCGUUCCAAACUUCUUGAGGUCUCACUUCCUAAAGAAAUUUCUGAUGUCACAGUGUCUGAUGGUACUGCUGUUCUUCGCGUGGAUGGAGAGUUUAAGGUAUUUCUUACUGUGGGAUAUCGUGGACAUUUAUCAUUGUGGAGGAUAUUGCAUUUGGAGUUGCUAGUAGGUGAGAAGAAUGGUCCUAUCAAGCUUGAAGAAACGCGGCGAUAUGCUCUUGGAGAUGAUUUAGAGCGCAGGAUGGCUGCCGCCGAAAAUCCCUUCACAGUUUUGUACACAGUUCUCCAUGAAUUAUGUGUUGCUCUUGUUAUGGACACUGUAGUAAGGCAAGUGCAGGUACUCCGUCAGGGCAGGUGGAAAGACGCAAUACGUUUUGAACUUAUUUUUGAUGACAGUGCCGGACAAGGUGGGAAUACUACUGGUGUUGUGCAGUUGGCCCAAGAUGGUGAACUUGAUUCAACUGGUUUAAAGAUUCCUGGUCUGAAAAUAAUUUAUUGGUUAGAUUUUGACAAAAACACUGGAGGAUCUGAUUCUGGUUCAUCCCCAUUUAUCAAAAUUGAGCCGGGGCAAGAUUUGCAAAUAAAGUGUCAGCAUAGUUCUUUUGUCUUGGAUCCGCUUACUGACAGGGAAGCAAAAUUUUCACUUGAUCAAAGUUGCAUUGAUGUUGAGAAACUUCUGCUAAGGGCUAUUGCCUGUAACAGACACACACGUCUACUUGAAAUUCAGAGGGAAUUGAGUAAAAGUGUUCAUAUUUGUCGAGGUUCAGGUGAUGUUAUCCUUAAGCGUGAAGGGGCUGAAUUAGACACAGACUUGCAAAAGAGAGACAAUAAAUGCGUUAUUGAGGAUUAUUGUUGGGAUGAAGUACUACGAGUGCGAACAUAUGGUGUGUCAUACAUUACUCUUGGAAUAAAUAUCAGGAAUGGUCGUUUCCUUCUUCAAUCUUCUAAAAAUGUUCUUGCACCAUCUGCAUUAUUGGAUAGUGAAGAAGCUCUAAACCAGGGAAGUAUUACUGCAACUGAAGUAUUUAUGAGCUUAAGAAGCAAAAGUAUUCUUCACUUAUUUGCAUCAACUGGAAAGUUUCUCGGCUUGAAGGUUUAUGAUCAGUCUUCAACUACUAUAAAGAUACCAAAGUCCAUUUUGCAUGGGCCGGAUUUAUUGCUAAUGGGAUUUCCUCGAUGUGGGAAUUCGUAUUAUUUAAUGCUGCAGCUUGAUAAAGAUUUCAAACCUGUUUUUACCUUGCUAGAGACACAGACUGAUCCAGGUGGAAAGUCCCAUUCAAUUAGUGAUGCUAAUGAAGUUAUACGUUUUAAUAAAAUUGACAUUGGUCAGAUGCAAAUAGUUGAAGAUGAACUGAAUAUGAGCCUCUUUGACUGGGAGAAGCUACACUCUUUACCAAAUAUAGGGGCUUGCAAUCAGAUUUCUGAACAUGGUCUUCUUCCUGAGCUUGGAUUGGAAUCUGCUCUGCAGCACCCUGCAUGUUCCCAGCCAAGUUUUUCAUCUGUUGUCGAUGAAGUGUUUGAGUCUGAGAAAGGUGCAUCAGGUCCUCCUUUUCCCAUUACAAGUCACCUCCCUGUGUCUUAUAAUAUGCCCCCUCUUUCUCACCUAGUCUCUCUUCCAACUAGUCAUCAAGGAAUAAAGGCUGGAGUUAGCUCACCUAAGUGGGAAGGAGUACAGCAAUCUCAAAUCAAUAACAUUGUAAAUGUUUCUGCUGGCCUUACAAGUUCAAGCAAUUCAAUGUCUCUAUCAAACAAUUUGAAGGGCUUACGUUGUAACAGUGUUACAAAUUCCCUCCCCUCUUCAAGCCCAGCAAGGAACUCUUCUAUUGAAAAUUUUUCAGCUUCAAAGUCUGAUCAGGACUUGAGCUCUCUGAAGUCUCCACAUUUGGCUGAGGUUGGCCGAUUUUCUUCUAUGGAUGACAAUCAAGCAAGAUUGGUGCAUGAAUCUCCGAAAGAGCUUGGUAUGAUUGAUGGGAGUCGACCACCUCAGCUAUUGCCUCCACUGCGAACAACUGGUCCUCGUCCCUCUGUACAGAAUACCAGUUCAAAUAACUUCAAAAGCUCAUCAACUGGCCAUUUGACUAGAUAUCUAAAAGAUGACCAAUAUAGCUCAUCUAUGGUUGUACAAACAAGCCAAACAGCACAAUCUGGCAUUUCCUCUACCUCGGGCUAUGAUGGCAUCAAUAAACAUGAGAGAAAAUCGAAAAAGCGUUUGCUUUCAGACUUUCUGACUCUAAUUCCACUACCUCGAGGGUUAAAAUCUGGCACCGAACAGUGUAAAAGAAUGAAAAUUUUGGAAUCAGCUCGCUGUCAUCCUCCUGUUUCACAGGCACUUUCAUCAGUACUGACAUGCAAAUCUAGUGGGUAUACAUAUGGAGAUCUGCUUGCUGAACCAAAUCAUGGCAUCACCGCUUCGAAUAUAUAUGUUUCGGUCCUCCUCCAUGUUGUUAAGCACUGUUCACUCUGUAUUAAGCAUGCUCAACUAACCGGCCAGAUGGACGCUCUUGACAUUCCUUAUGUUGAAGAAGUCGGUCUGCGAACUCCAUCCUCAAGCUUGUGGUUACGGUUACCGUUUAUCAGGGCUGAUUCGUGGCAGCACAUAUGCCUGCGUCUUGGUAAACCUGGAAGCAUGUGCUGGGAUGUUAAAAUCAACGACCCACAUUUCAAAGAAUUAUGGGAACUUCAUGAAGGAAGUACUACCACACUAUGGGGCUCUGGUGUACGUGUUGCCAAUACAUCUGAAAUUGAUUCCCACAUCCAUUAUGACCCUGAAGGUGUUGUAUUGAGUUACAAGACUGUUGAAGCUGAUAGUAUUCAGAGGCUUAUAUCAGAUCUACGAAGGCUUUCUAAUGCACGCUUAUUUGCUUGUGGGAUGCAAAAAUUAAUUGGUAUAAAGGUUGAUGAUAAGCUAGAUGAAAGUAACACAGAUUCUGAGACAAAGUUGCAAUCUGCAACUAAAAGAACUGGUGAGGCUGCUGAUAAGUUAUCUGAACAGAUGAGAAAAACUUUCAAGAUUGAAGCAGUUGGGCUAAUGAGUGUGUGGUUUAGUUAUGUCUCAAUGCCUGUGAUUGUGCAUUUUGUUGUUGAAUGGGAAGCUGGUAAGGAAGGCUGUACCAUGCAUGUAUCUCCUGAUCAACUUUGGCCGCAUACCAAGUUUUUGGAGGAUUUUGUCAAUGGAGCUGAAGUUGCAUCCUUCUUGGAUUGCAUUCGGCUUACUGCAGGACCCCUACUUGCUCUUGGUGGUGCAAUACGCCCUGCACGAAUGCCUAUGCCUGUUUCUGCUAACCACUCCCCCAUACCUAAGCAGAACAAUUUCAUCACAUCACAGGGACUGCUGCCAAACACUUCAUCAUCAAAUGUUAUGCAACCUGCAUCUUCUGCCCCUGCACUAACUGCUGUUAUGGCCCAACUGGGCAGUCACAGUCUUCACAGUGCUGCAAUGUUAUCUGCUGCAGGUAGAGGUGGACCGGGGCUGGUUCCAAGCUCUUUAUUGCCUUAUGAUGUCUCCGUUGUGCUGCGGGGUCCGUAUUGGAUACGUAUCAUAUACCGUAAGAAAUUUGCUGUGGAUAUGCGGUGCUUUGCUGGAGAUCAGGUUUGGCUACAGCCUGCAACACCUCCUAAAGGAGGACCGGCUGCUGGGGGAUCAUUGCCAUGUCCACAGUUUCGGCCUUUUAUCAUGGAACAUGUUGCUCAGGGUCUGAAUGCUCUAGAGCCCAAUUUUUCUGGUGCUGCACAUGCAGGUGGGCAUUUGAGUUCAAGCAAUAGUAACCCGAGUUCAGGUAGUCAACAACUGGUGCCUAAUGCCAGCCGCCUUAAUGUUACUGCUAGUGGUGCAAUGGCUAGAACUUCCGCAGUUGGAAGCCAGGUAGCUGGUAGCUUAAGCCGAGUCAGCAAUGCAAUUUUAGCCUCUUCAGGUCUAGCUUCAGGGAUCUCUGGGGUACCUUUCCGUGUAUCUCCAGGUCCUGGUUUCCCAGCACAUGUGAGAGGGGAGUUGAAUACGGCUUUUAUUGGGCUUGGGGAUGAUGGAGGUUAUGGAGGUGGAUGGGUUCCCCUUGCAGCUCUUAAAAAGGUGUUAAGAGGUAUCCUCAAAUAUCUCGGUGUGUUAUGGUUGUUUGCGCAGUUGCCUGAUCUUUUAAAAGAGAUUCUGGGUUCGAUUUUAAAGGAGAAUGAAGGGGCGCUGCUAAAUUUGGAUCAGGAGCAGCCGGCCCUGCGCUUUUUUGUGGGAGGGUAUGUUUUUGCUGUUAGUGUUCACAGGGUCCAACUUCUUUUGCAAGUUUUGAGUGUCAGACGAUUCCAGCAUCAGCAGCAGCAGCAGCAAACCCAAACCAACACUCAAGAAGAACUAGCCCCUAAUGAAAUUAAUGAGAUAUGUGACUACUUUAGCCGGCGUGUCGCUUCUGAGCCCUAUGAUGCAUCUAGGGUUGCAUCUUUUAUCACCCUUCUCACACUACCUGUUUCAGUCCUCCGAGAAUUCUUAAAGUUGAUAUCGUGGAAAAAAGGAUUGUCUCAAGCGCACAGUGGAGACAUUGCUACUGCACAGAGGGCCCGCAUGGAGUUGUGCUUGGAGAACCAUUCAGGCUCAGUUUUAGAUGAGAACUCUGAGAACUUUUCUGCAUCAAGAAGUAAUAUUCAUCAUGACCGAGCCCAUAAUUCCGUAGAUUUUGCUCUCAACUUUGUCCUCGACCCUGCCCACAUACCCCACAUGAAUGCAGCUGGUGGAGCUGCAUGGCUACCUUACUGUGUGUCUGUGCGACUAAAAUAUUCAUUCGGAGAAAAUACUCAUAUCUCUUUUCUUGGAAUGGAUGGAAGCCAUGGUGGCAGAGCUUGUUGGUUGCGUUUCGAGGACUGGGAAAAGUGCAAGCAGAGAGUGGCAAGAACAGUGGAAUAUGCAAAUGGGAGUUCUGCAGGUGAUGUCAGUCAGGGGAGGUUAAGGUUGGUUGCUGAGACAGUGCAGAGGACAUUGCAUGUGUCAUUGCAACAGCUAAGAGACGGUGCUCUUUCCUCUAGCUCGACUGCAACUUAAUUUAUCACAUUUGAAGUAUUAAAAUGGAAAAUGGUACAGUUUGAUGCAUUGUACUCAUGCAGCAUGAAUCAAUAGCUCCUGUUAUAUGAAGCUCGAUGUCACAUUCCUGGAGCUAAAGUUGACAUCAUUCCUUUGUAGUCAUGAGUCUGAACGUUGACCUCAAUGGGGCAGAAACUAGAGGAUUUAUUGCAAAGUCAAUAUCAAUAAACUACAAAUGUUUUGGUGGAUUGAUGACUCAUUCAAUGGUGAGAGCUGGUGGAAGGCAAAUACUUGAUCCUCAUGGCAAGGUGGGCCAGGCAUUCCGAACUUGAUAGACAUUAGGAGUGGAAGGAUUCUGAGAAAUUCUCUGGUCAGGGGGUAGAAUCUUGUACAGUUAACAGAGAAUAGCGCUGGAACUUAUGGAAGGCUGUUAGAACGGCCCUAAAACCUUAUUAUGCACAUAUUUGUCCUGUAUUUAAAUGAGGACAGUCCAAAGUUUGCAGCAGUAUAACAAUGCCAUUAGGCGUUAAUGGGUCUGAAUUUGAAUAGAGUAACAAGAUUUUCAGUGGAUAUUCUCGAUGUUACUUUCAUUGGUGUCGGGAUAAAUUUAGAAAAGCAAAAAAAAAAAAAAACAAAGAAGAUUGAGUUCUUGGAAUCUCUCAUUUGACUUGUAUUCUAGAAUUUUUUUAAUUAACAUAGUAGCAAACUGUGAUUUUAUAUAUACCAGAAAUAGUUCAUGUAAACUUAUGGCAUAUAAUUUAACUAAUGUCCAUGUUUCUUCCCGAUCAAAA